Molecule: messenger RNA, 4607 nt
Organism: Theobroma cacao (cacao)
Lineage: Eukaryota; Viridiplantae; Streptophyta; Magnoliopsida; Malvales; Malvaceae
Source: RefSeq, a predicted model, not a curated record
CGGUGCGUUUUGAUUGUCUCGUUUCUUUCGAGCUCAUCCCUACAUUGAGCUCAACUCCUUAACGAGCAGAAACUCUGUUUAGUUCCUUCUUGUCUGCUCAGUUUCAGUUCCAAAAUCCUAGGAAACUACUUUGACAACUCUGGUGCAAAAACCCAAUUUUUUCCUUAAAAUAUAAAUCCACACGUUUAGUUAUGAUAAAAUAUUUCACCUCCCAUAAAAAAUUUCUCUUUCCCUUCCGUUUUCUGUCAAGAUCCUCCACUUUCUCAUCGACCAAACACCCGUCUCCCCAUAAACCCUCCAAAAUCCCACCACCCUUUUCUCCAAACACUCUUUCCAAUCCAACAAUCCCCUCAUCGAAAUCCCAUCUUUACGCCUCACUUUUCUGCACUCUUAUCCACUUAUACUUAACCUGUGGAAGAUUUUCCCAAGCCAAGGACACAUUUUGUAACAUGAGGAAACAUGGUGUCAUUCCCGUUUUGCCCCUGUGGAAUCACCUUAUUUACAGUUUCAAUGCCUCUGGCUUGGUUUCUGAGGUAAUGCUACUUUACUCUGAGAUGAUAGCUUGUGGGGUUUUGCCUAAUGUUUUCACAAUAAAUGUUUUGGUUCAUUCUUUAGCCAAAGUUGGUAAUUUGAGCUUUGCCUUGGAAUUGCUUAAAAAUGUUGGUAACAACAACAAUGUUGAUACUGUUACUUACAAUACUUUGAUUUGGGGUUUUUGUGAGCAAGGUUUGGCUUAUCAAGGUUUCGGCCUUUUGUCUGAAAUGGUAAAAAAAGGUAUAAAUUUUGAUACUUUUUCAUGUAACAUAGUUGUUAAGGGAUUUUGUAGAAUUGGGUUUGUUAAAUAUGGAGAGUGGGUUAUGGAUAAUUUGGUGAAUGGUGGGAUUUUUAAGGAUGUUAUAGGGUUUAACAUAUUGAUUGAUGGGUAUUGUAAGAGUGGAGAUAUGAAUUAUGCAGUGCAAAUAAUGGAUAGGAUGAGAAGAGAAGGUUUAGUGCCUGAUAUCAUUAGUUAUAAUACUUUGAUUGAUGGAUUUUGCAAAAAAGGUGAUUUUGCUAAGGCUAAAGGUUUAAUUGACGAGAUUUUGGGUUCUCAUAGGAAAAAGGAUUUUAUGAUUUUGGAUGAGAAUGAUCAUCGAAGUGAGGGUGAGAACAGUGUGAUAUUGGAACCAGACCUUAUUACACACACUACACUUAUAAGUGCCUACUGUAAGCGAGAAGCGCUUGAGGAAGCACUUUCCUUGUAUGAAGAAACAGUUGUAAAUGGGUUUUUGCCUGAUGUCGUCACUUAUAGUUCAAUUAUGAAUGGCCUUCGCAAGCAUGGAAAGUUUGCUGAAGCAAAAGUGCUAUUGAUGGAGAUGGAGAAGAUGGGUGUGGAUCCCAAUCAUGUCUCUUAUUCUACUCUUGUGGAUUCCUUCUUCAAAGCAGGGAAUUCCAUGGAUGCUUUUGCCCUUCAAAGUCAAAUGGUUGUUCGUGGAAUUGCUUUUGAUGUUGUUGUGUACACUACACUGAUGGAUGGGCUUUUUAAGGUUGGAAAGCCUAAAGAGGCUGAAAACACGUUUAGUACUCUUUUAAAGCACAAAUUGGUGCCUAAUUUGACGACCUAUGCAGCAUUGAUUGAUGGCCGCUGCAAGUCGGGAGACAUAAAUGGUGCAGAAUCUGCAUUGAAAGAAAUGAAGGAAAAAAAUGUUGUUCCUAAUGUCGUGACUUAUUCUUCUGUCAUAAACAGCUAUAUCAGGAAAGGAAUGCUUGAUGAAGCUGUUAACAUGAUGAGGAAAAUGGUGAGUGAAAAUAUAUUGUCAAAUGUUUUUAUUUAUGCUGCACUAAUUGAUGGAUAUUUCAAGGCAGGUAAAGAACUAGUUGCUCUUGAUCUCUAUAAUGAAAUGAAACUGGCAGGAUUAGAGGAAAACAAUUUUAUACUUGAUGCUUUUGUGAACAACUUGAAAAGAGCUGGAAGGAUGGGGGAAGCUGAGGUUUUAGUUAAAGAUAUGAUGUCCAAGGGCUUGUCACUUGACCAUGUAAACUAUACAUCUCUGAUGGAUGGCUUUUUCAAAGAGGGAAAGGAUUCAGCUGCUCUUAUCUUGGCCCAGGAAAUGACUGAGAAGAAUAUAACAUUUGAUGUUGUUGUGUACAACGUCUUAAUUAAUGGUCUUUUGAGGCUUGGAAAAUAUGAGGCACAAUCUGUUUAUGCUAGAAUGAGAGAGUUGGAUCUGGCUCCGGACCUCAUUACAUGCAAUACCAUGAUUAAUGCAUACUGCAAAGAGGGUAAGUUUGAAUAUGCAUUAAACCUCUGGGAUGACAUGAAGAGUUGUGGUUUAAUGCCAAAUUCCAUAACUUGUAACAUUCUGAUCAGAGGUCUUUGUAGAGCUGGUGAAAUUCAAAAAGCUCUAAAUGUUUUGAAUGAGAUGCUGGUUUUAGGCUUUUCACCUACCACUGCUAUUCACAAAUUUCUGCUUGAUGCAUCCUCUAGGAAUGGAAGGGCUGAUGCCAUUUUGUUAAUGCAUGAACGUCUUGUUUCCAUGGGACUUAAACUUAAUCAGGCAGUUUUCAACACUCUCAUCACUGUCUUAUGCAGACUAGGGAUGACCAAGAAAGCCAUUUCAGCUUUAAACGAUAUGACAGGAAGAGGGUUUUCAGCUGACACAAUAACUUACAAUGCACUUAUAAAUGGAUAUUGCAGAGGCAGUCAUAUAAAGAAGGCUUUUGCUACAUAUUCUCAUAUGUUAAGGGAAGGAGUUCCACCAAAUGUUGUCACUUACAAUCUGCUUCUGAGAGGUCUCUCAACUGCCGGUUUGAUGAAAGAAGCAGAUGAAUUAUUUAGCCAAAUGAAAGAAAAAGGCUUGAACCCUAACGCUUCAACAUAUGAUACAUUGAUAUCUGGCCAUGGUAAGAUUGGAAACAAAAGGGAAUCUGUAAAAGUUUAUUGUGAAAUGAUUUCCAAAGGAUUUGUUCCGAGAACUGGCACCUACAAUUUGCUUAUCAGUGGUUUUGCUAAAAUAGGAAAAAUGUCCCAAGCUAGAGAGCUUCUUAAGGAGAUGCAAUUGAGGGGAGCAUUGCCUAAUUCUUCAACUUAUGACAUACUGAUCUCUGGUUGGUGUAACCUCUCUGACCAGCCAGAGCUGGACAGGGCAUCAAAAUUAUCAUGCCUAGCUGAGGUGAAAAAAUUACUUCUGGAAGUGAAAGAUAGACAGUUUUUACCAUGUGAAAGUACUCUUUCCAAUAUCAGUUCUGCCUUUGCAAAACUAGGAAAGAAGUUAAAUGCUCAGAAGGGACUAUACAUGAGAAAGAACAUAUAAGAAAUAAGCUAAAUACAAACAGGGGAUUCCUUCAAUUUGGAUAGGCAACUUUCUUGAUCUUCAUUAGCUCUUCAUUCAGAAACCUGGCUUCAGUUCUUUGUGCAUGGUAUGCUCUUACUGCUUUGCGUUUAGCAUAUGGAUGUCAUGUUGCUGCUCCCAUCUCUGAUAAGCUGUGAUGCUGGCAAUGAAAACUAUUCUAUGUUUCUAUGACUUUGAAUUAUUCACAUGUAGACUGUAAGAAAGGUUUAAUAAGAUGCAUGCAUUUUCUUUAGUUCUUUUUUUUUUUUUCUUAGGAAUCUUUCCAUUGACAUUUUAUUAGCAAUUUGCAAGCACCAUGCUAGGACUAUCUCGAUUAACCACUGACAUGUUGGGCCUCUCUACAGUCAUUACAGUGCAUGGUGAUAUUCAAGGGUUUCAUUUAUGGACUUCUUAUCAGCUGUUCUUAGUCCAACAGAGUGGAAAAAAUUUCCAUUGUGUGAGAAGAGCAAUGCAUUCACUGUUGGAUUCAGCUUCAGGCAUAUGGCUUUCAGAGGCAAGAUUUUGCACAUCAUCUUUCAGUCAGUGCUGUCUGCUGGUAAAAAAUUUCCAUUGCAGGAGGAGAUUGAUGUAUUCACUGUUGGAUUCAGCUUUAGGCAAAUGGUUUUCAGAGGCAAGAUUCGUACUGUCUUUCAUCAUUUCAUGAUAGUGUACUGAUAAUACUUUGCAAAACUGCACCAAACCUUAGUAAUCAGUAUGCAUUCAAUUCGUGGCACCUAUGUCUAUCACAUUUUGCUGGACAAGACCCAGGGCAAUGUUUCUCCGCUAGUAAUGAAGCUUCUCGGCUGCUUCAGAACUAAUUCAGCAUUCUGAGAUUGUCAGUGUAUGGGAUAGUGUUCAAGACAUUUCAAUGUUUAAAACUUGAUUUGGUAUGAGCCAACUAUAGAGGUGCUAAAUGCAUAUCUUGAUCACGGGAGAAGACUAGGGGGACAUUGGACUCAAAAGCUUUUCAGUUGUAUCCCUCUUUUCAACUUUCAGUAAAGAAAGGAAGGCUUCAUAGCUUGGUCAGUGCACUUGUCUAUUAUAGUUGAACAAAACAUAUUGUUGGGCUGACAAUCUGAUGCUCUUGGUAAUUCUGAUGUAUAACUUUUAAUUGAUGUUGUUUUACUAAAUCAUGGACGAUUGAGCGUCCUGUCCUUGUGCUGUCUAUAUCCUUAAAAAGUGGAUUUCAUGCUGAUGAAACAUCUCCUAUAACUAAAAGGUUGCAUCUUCUCCUUUUCCUAGUAUCCUCUUGAAGACUAAAAAGAGGUUUCAAGUCUGAUAAUGCUAUGAUUUUAUUUA